UGUGAAUAGUUACAAGAGGUAGAGGAGUGAGGAAUGGUUUGUCCCAUAUAAGAAUGUAAAACAAUCUGAUUAUUGCAGUAUUUAGUGUCUAUUUCGUUAUGUUCAUGAUGGUGGUAUUGGCUUGUUGAAUAGUAUGGUAGGUAGAGGAGUGAGGAAUGGUUUGUCUUAAAUGCUUCCGAGGUGUACGCACACUCUUAGCAAAGUUGAGAGCUUUUGAAGGUGAAGUAUGUGUUUGUUUUUUUAGGGUUGAAAGGGCAUCCCGUGUUCUCUUUGUGCUGGUUCUUCUAUUUUUCUGUCUCAAUUAAUUUAUCCACUCUUCUUAAGUCUUUAAUUGUACAAGCUCAAGUCGUUCAAGGGUUUAAGUCUGUAAAGAGGUGUGGUAAUUUUGAAACGUAAAGAAGCUUUAAUUCAUUGGGGUAGAUUUUAUAAUGGGUUUAUUAAGUAUUAUUGUUAGCACUACAUUUUCAAGAGGACGCGAAGAUAAAAGAAAGAAGGCAGACAGAGUUUGUCGUCUUGGCAUUGCUUUACUGAUCAAACAUCUGUUUUCCAGUAUCUCCGUAGUAAAAAAUGGGAUACGAGAGUUGCCGCUGCUCAUGCAGUUGGGGCUAUUGCUCAGAAUAUAAAGCACACAUCCUUGGCUGAAUUAUUUUCUUCCAUAGAAAUGAAAAUGUCUGAGGCUGGAGUUUCCGGUGCUGUUGAAGAUGUGGUUGCAUGGCCUGAUUUUCAAUCAAAGAUCAUAUCAAGUGGUUCAUUUAGAAGUUUUGAUAUAAAUAAAGUGUUGGAGUUUGGGGCUUUAUUGGCGUCCGGAGGACAGGAAUAUGAUGUUGCAAAUGAUAACUCCAAGAACCCGAAGGAGCGGUUAGCUCGCCAAAAACAAAAUUUACGACGCCGUCUAGGUCUGGAUGUUUGUGAGCAAUUUAUGGAUGUUAAUGAAGUAAUAAAGGAUGAAGAUCUUAUUGUGCAAAAAUUACACUCCCAAGGAAAUGGACUGGGUCAUAGAUUUUAUAUGCCCCCAUCUGUACAUAACAUCCAGCAACUUAUGGCAAGUAUGGUCCCCACUGUUGUUUCCAAACGACCGAGUGCAAGAGAACUGAAUCUUUUAAAGCGAAAAGCAAAAAUAAAUUCAAAAGAUCAAGCAAAAGGUUUGCCAGAGGACGGUGAUGCAGAGGCGUCAUUUGUGCAGAGUACAACUCCAAAGACCUCAAAUCAAGAUUCAUUUAUCUCCAGUAAGGUAGAUGCUGAUGAAGACAGUAUGGAGCAUGAUGGAGAUGGGAAGUGGCCUUUUUGCGGUUUUGUUGAACAACUUAUUUUGGACAUGUUUGACCCUGUUUGGGAGGUUCGCCAUGGCAGUGUCAUGGCACUGAGAGAGAUUGUAACACAUCAUGGUGGUUCUGCUGGAGUCUUUAUGCCUGAUUUGAGCUUGGAUGGUGCUCUAGAUGAACUAAAAUAUUUGGAUUACUCAAGUACAUUGAAAAGAGAGAGAGAAUUUGAUUUGAAUACGCAAGUUUCCGUAGAUGAGAUGGAACCAAAUCAGAAAAGAUUGAAGGUUGAAGAAGCAUCAUUUUUGUCAAUGCAUGUCGAGAAUCCUGGUCUCAAUGUUAAGGUUGAAGAUAGCGAAUUAAAUAUCCCUUUGGAGCAGGUUAAUGGUCAGGUUGAUGUUACUUCUGUUAAGCUGGAAUGUCAUACUGACGCUGAUGGUAUAUCUUUUUCCUCAAAAGGCGUUGCUGAUAUAGAGGAACCAAUGGAUUAUUGUGAAGAUAAGAGUUCUUUUGUGAAAUCAAACGUACUGGACAAUGUUCCCGAAAAUUGUGAGCUGAUGAGAUUUACUAAACUCGGUAGACAUUCAUGGAUAAAAAAUAGUGAAUUUCUUCAGGAUUGUGCAAUUCGUUUCCUAUGCAUACUGUCACUGGACCGUUUUGGUGAUUAUGUUUCUGAUCAGGUUGUUGCUCCAGUGCGGGAAACUUGUGCGCAAGCAUUAGGUGCUGGAUUUAAGUACAUGAAUCGGUCUUUAGUUCAUGAAACACUGAAUAUCCUGCUUCAGAUGCAGCGUAGACCAGAAUGGGAAAUUCGUCAUGGAAGUCUUUUGGGUAUAAAGUAUUUGGUCGCUGUUCGUCAGGAGAUGAUGUCCGAUUUAAUUGGCUACAUCUUGCCUGCUUGUAAAGCUGGACUGGAGGACCCUGAUGAUGAUGUUAGGGCAGUUGCUGCAGAUGCAUUAAUUCCGACUGCUGGUGCUAUUGUUUCUUUAAAGGGUCGGACAUUGCAUUCCAUUAUUAUGCUACUUUGGGAUAUAUUACUUGAUUUAGAUGAUCUAAGUCCAUCUACUAGCAGCGUGAUGAAUCUCUUGGCAGAAAUUUAUUCCCAGGAAGCUAUGAUUCCGAGAAUGAUAUCAAAAGAGAAACAAGAGUUAGAUCUGAAUGAAGUAGUUCAUAUUGAUGAUGCUGGAGAAGGAAGAGAUCUGCAGGAGAGUCCUUACAUGCUAUCAACAUUGGCACCCCGAUUAUGGCCAUUUAUGAGGCAUAGCAUCACAUCAGUUCGAUUCUCAGCUAUUCGAACACUGGAGCGGCUACUUGAAGCAAGUUAUAAAAGACACUUUUGUGAGCCAACUGGCACUUCAUUUUGGCCCUCAUUUAUUUUGGGAGAUACACUUCGCAUUGUUUUCCAGAAUUUGCUACUCGAGUCAAAUGAAGAAAUUUUGCUCUGUUCAGAGAGGGUUUGGAGGCUCCUUGUUCAGUGCCCAGUGGAGGACCUGGAAGCUGCUGCAGUUUCCUAUUUGAAUUCUUGGAUCGAACUUGCAACUACUCCGUACGGUUCACCCUUAGAUUCAGCAAAAAUGUUUUGGCCUGUGGCACCACCUCGAAAGUCUCAUUUUAGAGCAGCAGCUAAAAUGAGAGCUGUGAAACUUGAAAAUGAAUCUUGGAGAAACAGUACCUUAGACUAUGGGCAAGAAAGUGUUUCACAAGAAAGAAAUGGGGAUCCAUCAAGCACUGUUAAAUAUUUUGUUGGUGCUGAUGUUGAAAUGUCAGUUGCUAAUACUCGAGUCAUUACAGCAUCGGCAUUGGGAAUUUUUGCUUCGAAGUUGCGCGAGGGUUCUUUCCACCAUGUAAUUGAUCCGCUAUGGAAUGCUCUGACCUCUUUAUCUGGGGUCCAGCGGCAGGUGGCAUCCAUGGUUGUUAUUUCAUGGUUCAAAGAGAUUAAAUGCAAUGAAGUCUCGAAAACCCAUGCUGUUAUGCCUAUCUUCCCAAAUCAGUUCGAGAAGUGGUUGUUAGAUAUUUUAUCCUGUGCUGACCCAGCGCUUCCUACAAAAGAUUCUGUUCACCCAUAUUCUGAACUCUCAAGAACCUAUGCAAAGAUGCGGAAUGAGGCUGGUCAGUUAUUUCGUGCUAUUGAGUCAUCUGGCAUGUUUGAGAGUACAUUGUCAACUGUAAACAUAGAUGUUGAGAGCUUGAGUGCCGAUGGCGCCAUCAAUUUUGCAUCGAAGUUGCCUUCAGUUUGUAAUGAUAGUUCUGGGAAUGAAUUAAUGGGUCAAAACAUUGUAGUAGAUGAAAUUGAAUCACUAAAGCAUCGAGUUUUGACAACUGCUGGCUAUUUGAAGUGCGUCCAGAGUAACUUGCAUGUUACUGUCUGUGCUUUAGUUGCUGCAGCAGUUGUUUGGAUGUCAGAGCUUCCUGCAAAACUUAACCCAAUCAUUUUGCCUCUCAUGGCCUCAAUCAAACGAGAGCAGGAGGAAAUUUUGCAACGCAAGGCUGCUGAAGCCAUUGCUGAAUUGAUUUAUCAUUGUAUUGCGCGCAAACCUAGUCCUAAUGAUAAGAUAGUUAAGAAUAUUUGUGGUUUCACUUGCAUGGAUCCUUAUGAGACUCCUCAAGCUGCUAUCAUCAGUUCCAUGGAGAUCGUUGACGAUCAAGAUUUCCUUUCCUCUGGGAGUAACAUCACGAGACAAAAGUCAAAGGGUCACGCAUUAGGUGGUGGUGAAGACAGGUCAAAAAUCGAAGGUUUUAUUAGUAGACGGGGAUCUGAACUUGCAUUAAAAUAUUUGUGCGAGAGAUUUGGGCCUUGCUUGUUUGACAAGCUUCCAAAACUAUGGGAUUGCCUAACAGAAGUUCUGAUGCCUGGAAGUUCUUCAGAUGAGCAACAUAUUGCACAACGUAUCGAGUCUGUGAAGGACCCUCAAAUCCUCAUAAAUAAUAUUCAGGUAAUACGAUCUGUUGCUCCAUUACUGGAUGAGACAUUGAAGCCUAAGUUGCUCACACUUCUCCCGUGCAUUUUCAAAUGUAUUCGCCACUCCCAUGUUGCAGUUAGAGUGGCUGCUUCUAGGUGUAUUACUUCAAUGGCAAAGUCAAUGACAACGGAUGUCAUGGCUGCUGUCAUUAAGAAUGCCAUUCCAAUGUUAGGAGAUGUCAAUUCUGUUAAUGCUAGACAAGGUGCUGGCAUGCUUAUCAGUUUACUUGUUCAAGGAUUGGGUGUGGAGCUGGUCGCAUAUGCUCCUUUACUAGUUGUUCCUCUUCUUCGGUGCAUGAGUGAUAUUGAUCAAUCUGUCAGACAAAGCGUGACACGCAGUUUUGCUGCCCUCGUUCCACUUCUUCCAUUAGCAAGAGGUCUUCCCCCUCCUGGCGGAUUGGAUAAAGGUCUGGAGAGUAGUGCAGAAGAUGCUAAAUUUUUGGAGCAACUUCUUGACAAUUCACAUAUUGAUGAUUACAAGCUUUGCACCGAAUUGAAGGUGACAUUGAGGAGGUAUCAACAAGAAGGGAUUAACUGGUUGGCUUUCUUAAAACGCUUCAAGCUUCAUGGAAUCCUUUGUGAUGAUAUGGGACUUGGUAAGACAUUACAGGCAUCUGCAAUUGUCGCAUCCGAUAUAGCAGAACGUCGCACUUCAGAGAACAGUGAGGUUGCUCAGCCAUCUUUAAUUGUUUGCCCGUCAACGCUUGUCGGACAUUGGGCAUUCGAGAUAGAGAAGUAUAUUGAUGUUUCUGUUAUGAGCACUUUACAGUAUGCUGGUUCUGCUCAAGAACGCACAUCCCUAAGAGAACAGUUUGAUAAAUUCAAUGUUAUCAUCACCUCUUAUGAUGUGGUUCGCAAAGAUAUUGAUUUCCUGGGGCAGUUUCUGUGGAAUUACUGUAUUCUGGAUGAAGGACAUGUAAUUAAGAAUGCAAAGUCUAAAAUUACAGCUGCAGUGAAGCGGUUGAAAGCUCAACAUCGCUUGAUACUUAGUGGAACACCAAUCCAGAACAACAUCAUGGAUUUGUGGUCUCUCUUUGACUUUCUAAUGCCAGGAUUUCUUGGUUCUGACAGACAAUUCCAAGCCACUUACGGGAAGCCCUUAGUUGCUGCUAGAGAUCCUAAAUGUUCUGCCAAGGAUGCUGAAGCUGGGGCUCUUGCUAUGGAAGCAUUGCACAAGCAGGUUAUGCCUUUUCUUCUCCGGCGGACGAAAGAUGAAGUUUUGUCCGACUUACCAGAGAAAAUUAUUCAAGACAGAUACUGUGAUCUGAGCCCUGUACAGUUACAACUAUAUGAACAAUUCUCGGGAUCUCAUAUUAAACAAGAGAUUUCAAGCAUGGUAAAGCUAGGAGAUUCAGCACGUCAGGAAGGAAACAGUGCCUCACCAAAAGCAUCAUCCCAUGUCUUUCAGGCACUCCAGUACCUGCUAAAACUUUGCAGUCAUCCAUUGCUUGUUCUUGGUGAAAAGGUGCACGAAACACUGGCAUCCCAAUUGGCUGAACUAUUGCCAAAAGGUUCUGACAUAAUCUCAGAAUUACAUAAGCUGCAUCACUCUCCAAAGUUGGUUGCCCUUCAAGAGAUAUUGGAGGAAUGUGGUAUAGGUGUAGAUGCUUCAAAUUCUGAGAAUGCUAUGAAUGUGGGCCAGCAUAGAGUUUUGAUAUUUGCUCAGCACAAGGCCCUUCUUGACAUUAUUGAAAGAGACUUGUUUCAUUCCCAUAUGAAGAAUGUCACUUACUUGCGGCUGGAUGGAUCAGUUGAAACGGAUAAACGUUUUGAUAUAGUUAAAGCUUUUAAUUCGGAUCCUACUAUUGAUGCCUUGUUGCUUACGACACAUGUUGGUGGACUUGGUUUAAAUUUAACAUCUGCUGACACCCUUAUUUUCAUGGAGCAUGAUUGGAAUCCAAUGCGAGAUCACCAGGCCAUGGAUAGAGCUCACCGACUAGGUCAAAAGAAAGUUGUGAAUGUCCAUCGUCUGAUAAUGCGUGGCACACUUGAAGAAAAAGUUAUGAGUCUCCAAAGGUUCAAAGUCUCCAUUGCCAAUGCUGUCAUAAAUUCCGAAAAUGCCAGCCUCAAAACAAUGAAUACAGACCAAUUACUUGAUUUGUUUGCGUCAGCUGAAUCCAAAACAAAGGGAAGCACGGCCUCCAAGCACCCGGAUGGCAGCCCUCAUGGAGAUCCAAAACUAAUGGGCACUGGAAAGGGGGUAAAGGCCAUCCUUGGGGGACUAGAGGAGCUAUGGGAUCAAUCACAGUACACUGAAGAGUAUAAUCUAACCCAGUUCUUGUCGAAACUAAAUGGAUGAACCAGUUCGCAUUAGAUCCUCUGUGUACAGUGUAUAUUUUCUUGGUGAGUUAGGAAAAGAAAAUUUUGACAUUUUUGACCUUAGGUCUGUUGCUUUAUAUUCUUUGUCAUUUUUCUUUCCCCAUAUUAUUGUUGUUUUGAUUUCUCGUAUAUGAUCGAUUGAUGUGGGAGGCUUCGGAAGAGAUGGUUUUAGUGGUUGGUUCGAGAGCCUGGCACUGUAGAGGGAUAUCGAAAAUGUCAACCCAAAAUGCAUCAGAUGGGAAAGAGGAAAUGUAAAUUUUGAACAUUGUAAAUACAAUCUGCUGCGUAUUCGAAUCACACGAAUAAUAGAUUAUAAAUGUUUUGCAUUUCAGAA
Molecule: messenger RNA, 6868 nt
Organism: Mercurialis annua (annual mercury)
Lineage: Eukaryota; Viridiplantae; Streptophyta; Magnoliopsida; Malpighiales; Euphorbiaceae
Product: TATA-binding protein-associated factor BTAF1
Exons: 27
Coding region: 662-6514 (1950 amino acids)
Molecular function (GO): ATP hydrolysis activity; ATP-dependent chromatin remodeler activity; ATP binding
Source: RefSeq, a predicted model, not a curated record